This is a messenger RNA of Mangifera indica (mango), 833 nucleotides long. RefSeq names its product ubiquitin-conjugating enzyme E2 28-like. The record is from RefSeq and is a predicted model, not a curated record. The transcript has 5 exons. Lineage: Eukaryota; Viridiplantae; Streptophyta; Magnoliopsida; Sapindales; Anacardiaceae. Gene Ontology annotation, molecular function: ubiquitin conjugating enzyme activity. Gene Ontology annotation, biological process: protein polyubiquitination. Gene Ontology annotation, cellular component: nucleus. The coding region runs from base 180 to 626 and encodes 148 amino acids.
ACGAAUAGGAAUUUGGCAAGUAAUUGCCUUGGGUGACCGCCACAACUGCCCUCUUACCAUAUUUAUUCACACUUUCUCGGUUCCUGUUUUUAACAUAAAUCCAUAAAUUUCUUUCACCUUCGACGCUUCAAUUCAGUCCUCUAACUCUAAGUUAAGUUUGUGUGCUUUGAGAAUUUUUCAUGGCUUCAAAAAGGAUCAACAAGGAGUUGAAGGACCUGCAGAAGGACCCUCCUGCCUCAUGUAGCGCUGGCCCGGUGGCUGAUGACAUGUUCCACUGGCAAGCGACAAUUAUGGGUCCAUCAGAUAGCCCAUUUUCAGGGGGUGUUUUUCUUGUAUCCAUUCACUUCCCACCAGACUAUCCAUUCAAGCCACCCAAAGUUGCCUUUCGUACCAAGGUUUUCCACCCUAACAUCAACAGCAAUGGUAGCAUCUGUCUUGACAUUCUCAAAGAGCAAUGGAGCCCAGCCUUGACAAUAUCCAAGGUUCUUCUUUCUAUUUGCUCUCUGCUUACUGAUCCAAACCCAGAUGAUCCUCUUGUGCCUGAGAUUGCCCAUAUGUACAAGACUGACAGAGCCAAAUAUGAGAGUACAGCUCGAUCCUGGACUCAGAAAUAUGCCAUGGGUUAGAAGAUGAAUUCCUUGAUAAUAAGGUCAUAGUCAUUGCAGUCCUAUUAGUAAAUAAUAGAAAUAAGUUUGUCCAGAGAUUAAUUAUUUGUUUCUUUUUGUCGUACUUUGUUAUUGAAGUUUUAUGUUGGUUACUUUUAAAUUUCAGACAGGUCUUUUAAACUUAAUUGCAAUUUAGAGCAAAAACCAUCUGGUUUCUUUUGUGAGGCA